Messenger RNA from Prunus armeniaca (apricot), 405 nucleotides. The record is from the annotation of a GenBank genome assembly. Lineage: Eukaryota; Viridiplantae; Streptophyta; Magnoliopsida; Rosales; Rosaceae.
AUGGAGGCUGAAGACCGUAUACUUCAGUACUUGAAGUCAUCUCAUGGUAAAGGAAUAUUUGCGGAAGCUGAAUAUCGAGCCCUUCAUCAUGCUAUGACAGAACUGAUUUGGUUGAAAAUCCUAAUGAGGGAACUUGGAUUUGGCCUCGAGAAACCAAUGGUGUUGUAUUGUGAUAACACAUUGACCAUUGAAAUUGCUAAUAAUCCUAUCCAACAUGACAAAACAAAACACAUUGAGGUUGACAGACAUUUCAUCAAGGAUAAUAUUGUGAACGGCAUCAAUACUAUGCUUCACAUCAAGAGAGCAAACCAGCUAGCCGACAUGAUGACCCAUGCAAUUUCUAGCAAAGACUUCCAUACAUCACUAUCUAAGUUGGGCAUGUGUGAUAUCUAUCCACCAACUUGA